GCUAGAGCUAGCUCACCUCCGGCCGAAACAAUGGGGAUCUCACUGCUCCACACGCAGUGGCAGCUGAUCGCACAGCUGCCCCAGCAAUGGCAGCUCCUCGUCCUUCUAGCCACCCUCCUCCUCCCCGCCGUCUCCUACCUGCUGCUGAUAACGAGGGGCGACGCCGAGGGGGGACGGCUGAGGCUGCCGCCCGGCCCUGCCCGGGUGCCGGUGCUCGGCAACCUGCACCAGCUCGGCCGGCUACCGCACCGCAGCCUGCGCGACCUGGCCCGGCGGCACGGCCCCGUCAUGCUGCUUCGCUUCGGCACGGUGCCGACGCUGGUGGUCUCGUCUGCCGCUGCAGCGCGCGACGUGAUGAAGACGCACGACGCCGACUGCUGCAGCCGGUUCGUGUCUCCGGGCCCUGCGCGGCUCUCCUACGGUGACAAAAGCAUCGCCUCCUCGCCCUACGGCGCCUACUGGCAGGACAUGCGCAGGCUCUUCGCCGCCGAGCUCUUCGGCCCGCGGGGCGUUCGCGCCGUAUGGGCCGCGCGGCGGGAUCAGGUUGACAGGCUCAUGGCCGUCCUGGGCACGGCGGCAGCGACGGCGGCUCCGUUGGCGAUGGACGAGCACGUGUUCCGCGUCGCCGACGGCAUCAUCGGCACCGUGGCGUACGGGCGCAUCUACGCCUCGGAGGCGUUCGCUCGCAAGUACGAGCAGUUCCAGCACGUGCUCGAGGAGGCCAUGGACAUGUCGGCCAGCUUUUCGGCCGAAGACUUCUUCCCCAACGCCGCCGGCCGCCUCGUCGACCGGCUCACCGGCAUCAUCGCGCGGCGAGAGAGAAUCUUUAGAGACCUGGACGCCUUCUUCGAGGUGGUGCUGGAGCAGCAUCUUGACCCCGCGCGCCCCAAGCCAGAGAGCGGUGACGGCGACCUCGUAGACGCCUUCGUCAGAGCUUGGGAGGAGCACGGCUUCACGAGGGACCACACGAAGGCGAUGCUCCUGGACGCGUUCCUCGGCGGCGUCGAGGGCAGCUCUAUCACGAUCCUGUGGGCGAUGUCGGAGCUGGUUCGGAACCCGUCGGCGCUGAAGAAGGCACAAGGUGAGAUCAGGGCCGCGGUGACCGCCCGCGAUGUCUCGCCGCCGGGGCUGCCCGUCCAGCCGGACGAUCUGCCCAAACUAACCUACCUGAAGAUGGUCGUCAAAGAGACCAUCCGGCUGCACCCACCGGCGCCUCUGCUGCUGCCGCGGGAGACGAUGCGUCGCGUGGAGAUCAGCGGCUACGACGUGCCGGCGAGGACGCGCGUGCUGGUGAACGUGUGGGCCAUCGGAAGGGACCCGACAAGCUGGGGGCAAGACGCCGACGAGUUCAAGCCGGAGAGAUUCGAGACGGACGGGAGGCACGGCAAGGUGGACUUGCGCGGCGCGCACUUCGAACUGCUGCCGUUCGGCGCGGGCCGGCGGAUCUGCCCCGGGCUGGCUAUGGCGGUGGCGACUGUGGAGUUCACGCUGGCCAACAUGCUAUGCAGCUUCGACUGGAUGCUGCCGGAGGGGACGGCGGCGGAGGACAUGAGCAUGGAGGAGGCCGGCAAGCUAACCUUCCACCGCAAGACGUCGCUGGUGCUCGUGCCCACGCCUUACCGCCGCAAUUAGUAUGGAGGUCAACGACGUAUGCGGCGUUGCCCUGACGUGCUUCAAAAUGAAAAUUUUAGCAUCUUGCGCCGUAUGCUACCUCAUAUAUUGUAUAAGAAAGUUUUUCAUGUUUAUGAACUGUUGUAUUUCAACUGCUGGCUUA
Messenger RNA from Triticum aestivum (bread wheat), 1774 nucleotides. RefSeq names its product 4-hydroxyphenylacetaldehyde oxime monooxygenase-like. Gene Ontology annotation, molecular function: heme binding; iron ion binding; oxidoreductase activity, acting on paired donors, with incorporation or reduction of molecular oxygen. The transcript has a single exon. The record is from RefSeq and is a predicted model, not a curated record. Lineage: Eukaryota; Viridiplantae; Streptophyta; Magnoliopsida; Poales; Poaceae. The coding region runs from base 31 to 1632 and encodes 533 amino acids.